This is a messenger RNA of Onychostoma macrolepis, 2388 nucleotides long. RefSeq names its product leiomodin 2 (cardiac) b (gene lmod2b). Gene Ontology annotation, biological process: myofibril assembly; pointed-end actin filament capping; muscle contraction. The record is from RefSeq and is a predicted model, not a curated record. NCBI's taxonomy places the organism in Eukaryota, Metazoa, Chordata, Actinopteri, Cypriniformes, Cyprinidae. Gene Ontology annotation, cellular component: myofibril; striated muscle thin filament. Gene Ontology annotation, molecular function: tropomyosin binding; actin binding.
CAUGUUGUGAGCUCACAUGCUUUUUGCAGCUCUGUCUGAUUGACUCCUGCCUCCCAAAAAAGCAACGGCAUCAUGGGCUGGGGCUUUGUAUCACGUCUCUCUGAUCCCUCUCUUAAGACCCCUCCAGCUGCCCACCGCAGUAGAUGAGCACUCACUCUCACUUACAACACUCGAAAGAUCACAGACGUCUAUCUGAUGCACCAAUACUGAGACAAAACCAAGACUUUAAGACUCUGAGAAGACUACCGAGAGGCCAUGAGUACAUUCGGCUACCGGCGGGAACUGAGUAAGUAUGAGGAUUUGGAUGAAGAUGAGCUGUUGGCCUCGCUGACUGCUGAGGAGCUCCAGGAGCUAGAGAAGGAGUUGGCUGAUAUUGACCCAGACGACAAUCUUCCCAUCGGACUGCGACAGAGAGAUCAGACAGCUAAGACUCCCACUGGAACGUUCAGCAGGGAAGCUCUGAUGAAAUACUGGGAAAAUGAGACCCGAAAACUGUUAGAGGAGGAGCGGAUCGGAUCCACAAGUCCUAGACAGAAAGAUGAAGACAGCAGGGAAGAGGAGGAAUGCAUGACUGAGAGUGACACUGAAGAAUCUGGGGAUGAAAAAGACGAGGCUGAAGAACGUGAGAAAGACACACAAAAAUAUUGUGAAGUUGAAGAAGAUCAAGAAGAGGAAAGUGAAACAGAGGAGCCGGUAACAGAAGAGGAGGAUGUGGAAGAAGAAGAGGAGGAGGAAGAAGAAGAGGAGGAGGAAGAAAACGAAGAAGAGAACAGUCCUAAAAUGGCACCGACAUUAGAUUACACCACUCACUCUUCCAAUGGUCAGUCCAAUCAGAUACAGGCAGAGCCUGUAAGACGAUACUCUCCACUGAUGAGUGAACCAAAAGUCCAAGCUCAGGAGCCCAGUCGCAUGUCAGGAAACCCUACUGUGGUGGACGAUGUUUUGGAAAAGAUCCUCAACAAUGAUCCAGAUACCACCGAGGUCAACCUUAACAACAUUGAAAACAUCUCCCAAGACACUCUAAUCCGAUUUGCCGAAGCCUUGCGUUCUAACACACACGUGCGUUUCUUUAGCCUAGCCAACACACAUGCAGUUGACCAGGUGGCUUUUGCCAUUGCCAAGAUGCUGAGAGAAAACAGCAACAUCACAAAUCUUAACAUUGAGUCCAACUUUAUUACAGGGAAGGGUAUCCUGGCACUGGUGCAAGCCCUCGCACGAAACAGUACCCUUACGGAAAUGCGAUUUCACAAUCAGAGGCACAUUUGUGGAGGUCAGGUGGAAAUGGAGGUUGUGAAGUUACUGAGGGAGAAUACAACGCUGAUAAAGUUGGGUUACCAGUUCGACCUUCCAGGCCCUCGUAUAAGCAUGACGACCAUUCUUACCCGCAACCAAGACCUCCAGAGACAGAAGAGAAUGCAGGAGCUGCGCCAACAGCAAGGAGGUGCAGCGACACCAACAAACCCAAGAACAGUCGCCCUUCAGAAGAGCAUGACUGCCUCUUCUCCUUACGGCUCCCCUCGGAGUUCACCAUGGUCAUCUCCAAAGUUACCACACAUUGACGGCAAAGAAGAAUGCUCCCCUGCCCCAAAACCUCCCCCCCCACCACCUCCUCCUCCUCCACCUCCACCACCCAAGGCCUGCAUCCCAGAGAAGGUGGCUCCCACCAGAAUGAUUGCAGAAGUCAUCAAACUGCAAGAGGGGACUUCCAAGAAACAGCAGCAUAGUUCCACCAAAUCUAAACCCAAAAAGGGCAAAAAAGGGGCUGCAAAGAAAACAGAAACUGACAGCAUAUUAAAGGAACUGAAGAAUGCUUUGAGACCCAUCAAUGACAGAGAGAACUCUAGACCGUCCACACCUCUACGCUGCGCUCAUGAUGAACUCAUGGCCUCCAUCAGAGGCAGUAGCAUCAAACAUCUUAGAAGGGUGGAGGUUCCCAAGUAUCUUCGGUAACCAGGCUGUAAGACUGAACAGGAAGCCCAUCUCCAGAGCAUCAUCUGCAAAAACAUCUGUAAAUACAGUUACUGUGUGCUUUUCUCAGAAUCACACCAACCUUUCGGGAACAAUUCUGGUUAAUGCAGGUGUUUGGUGAGUUUGAAGACAAAUUCUGUAAAUGUGCACUUGAUCACAAAAGGGGCAUGUUCAAUUUAAAACAACAGGGUUUUCGGUUUUGGAAAUGGUCUGGAUAUUUGGAUAUCUGUAUACAAUUUUUUAAAAUUAUUAUUACUAUUAGUAUUAGUGGUAGUUUCUGCUGUUGUUGUGAUUGUACUUUCUUGUUUUUAAAUGAAAAUCAUAUUUUGCCUUGUUAAUGAUUUUUAACACUACUUCAUGUCUGUAUAAAUGUAAAUAUUUGACUUGAUUUAAAAUGAUUAAAUGUCAUUAGUUCAAUAA